AUGCGGAUCCUCUACAACUCGACCAUAGCCAAAUAUGGGCGUGCUAUCAGGGAAUCGCCGAAGGAGCUCAUAUUCAACCGCAGGCUGUUGGUGACGGCAGCGCUGUACGCAAUGAGUGGUAUCCCCAUCACUUGGGAUCAAGGCUCAUCAUCCCUCGUACCAUCUCUUGCCGGUUUUCAGGAGGCUUUCGGUAUCAGCUCAGGUGCCAAUCCUUCGGAGAUCUCCAACUUCAUCUCGUUCGUUUACCUAACCGCCGGCGUCGGAGCGGGCCUGUCCUACUUCAUCAAUGAUAGAAUUGGACGUUUGUGGAGCUUACGGCUGUAUAUGUGCAUUUGGGUCAUCGGGCAGUUGACUGCGACAUUCUCUGGUGGUCACCUUGGCGCACUGUAUACCGCACGCUUCGUCUCUGGCCUAGGGAUUGGUCCACUUACGGCAACAGGACCGAUGUCCAUUGUUGAAAUCGCACCCUACGAGAUCCGAGGACUCCUUGCAACCUGGUUCAGUGUUGUCAUGCUGCUUAGUCUGACAAUCAGCUGUUUCGUGGUCUACGCGAGCUUCCUGCAUGUCGCAUCAAGUCAUCUUCAGUACCAGAUCGUGUGGUUUGUGCCUUGCAUCAUCAUUGGAAUCAUCAUAGCUCUCAGCUUCUUUUGCAUGUAUGAGUCUCCUCGAUGGCUCAUGCUUGUUGGACGCGAGGAGGAAGCUAUCGAGACUUUGGUAGCCUUGCGCGGGCUGCCGAUUGAACAUCCACGAGUAGCAAGCGAAUUCAACGACAUCAAGGCCCAAACCGAAGGAGAGCGCUCAAGAUUCGGUGGCGGGUCAGUUAACUUGGAAUCUGUUCUCAAGGAAACCUUUCUCGUCAACGCCAACCUACGUCGCGUCGGGCAAGCAUGCAUUUCUUACGGCUUAGCCCAGCUGUCAGGUGCUAAUUCCGUCACGUCAUAUUUAGUGCCGAUCUUGACCUUGAUUGGAGCUGGCGGAACGACAGACAGGAACAUGUUUUUGACAGGCAUGUAUUCCAUGGCCAAGUUCUUCUACACCCUAAUGGCAUCCUUCUUCUUCAUAGAUGCACUCGGAAGAAGAAAGUCACUAUUCGUGGGCAUCGUUGUGCAAAUGGUGUCCGACAUCUAUAUCGGAGUUUACUUGAAGUUCAAGCAGGCUGGCAGUGUAGCUCCAGGGUCAAGCGAAGGUGCUAUUGCAGCGAUUUAUAUCCACGGAUUUGGAUACGCUGUCGGUCUUCUCGUACUGCCGUACGUAUUCAGCGCUGAGCUCUGGCCCAAUAACAUACGCUCCUUCGGCUCAGCUCUUACUCAAUGCUUCCAUUGGCUCUUCUACUUCGGCGUCAACAAGGGCACGCCUGGGAUCUUGAGUAGUAUGAAUAACUGGGGCGCCUUCUUGUUUUUCGCGGGGUGGUGCUUCAUCUCUCUCGUAUAUGUUUUUGUGGCGGUGCCGGAAACUGCCGGUCUGAGCCUAGAACACAUCGACGCGCUCUUCGAAGGUCCAUUCUGGCAGAUGAACAGCAAAGCCAGAAUGAAUAGGAAGAUGACUGGAGUCAUUGUUAGUCCUGGCAGCGAUGAUGCUAGUGUUGAAGACAUCGAAGUUGGUAGGAGCGGCAAGGCGGGUGAGACGUGA
Molecule: messenger RNA, 1629 nt
Organism: Alternaria burnsii
Lineage: Eukaryota; Fungi; Ascomycota; Dothideomycetes; Pleosporales; Pleosporaceae
Product: mfs quinate transporter protein
Exons: 3
Coding region: 1-1629 (542 amino acids)
Biological process (GO): transmembrane transport; carbohydrate transport
Cellular component (GO): membrane
Molecular function (GO): carbohydrate:proton symporter activity
Source: RefSeq, a predicted model, not a curated record